AUGAAAGCCACUCUCGGCCUCGCGUGGACAGUGACGAUGGCCCUGGUGUGCUUAGGUGUGCAGGUUUCCGCCGCCCUGCCCUACAGCGAGUCCCGCAUGAUGCAGGAUAACAGCUACCUGCCGCUGAAAAGGACGAAACCAUCGCUCUCGAUCGUGAACCCGCUCGAUGUGCUGCGCCAGCGAAUCAUUCUGGAAAUGGCACGAAGACAAAUGCGUGAAAACACCCGACAGGUCGAGCUGAACAAGGCCUUGCUGCGGGAGAUCGGCAAACGGAGCAGCAACUUUUACGAUGGGCCCGAGUACCCACCGUAUGACUACUCGUACUACGAUCGCAAACGGUACAACCAGCACGUGGCACCCGAUCCAGAGAGCAAUCCAAUCCUGGAGGACGAGAUCGAAGAGAUGAUGGACAGUUUGCUGCGCAACGGUGGUCACCUUACGCUCGAUGAUGGAACCUUCCCCGGGAAACCACAGCGCGUCCGCUCUGUCAACGAUCCACCGGCGGACCAGAAGGUACACGGAAACCCAACCCAGACCCAACCGCAGCAACUGAGCCGAAUGUUUGAAAGCGUGCCAUCGGACGAUCGUAAACCGAAGGAUCAGCAGGAUCAGCCGCUGACGAACGAUUCCGGCAGCGAUGGAGUCCAGCUUGGAGAUGGUGACGGGUUACCGAACAACGACAGCUACAUGAUACCGACCAAUCCAAGCGGCGGACAACCGGCCACAGCGCUGGAGACGACGAACGAUCGGGCCACUAACGAUAACGACUAUCGCCAGCAACGGUUUGUCUACGGUAUGUACAAAAAUCGGUACGCAAACUAA
Anopheles bellator is the source of this 822-nucleotide messenger RNA. RefSeq lists its product as uncharacterized. Gene Ontology annotation, cellular component: extracellular region. The record is from RefSeq and is a predicted model, not a curated record. NCBI's taxonomy places the organism in Eukaryota, Metazoa, Arthropoda, Insecta, Diptera, Culicidae. The coding region runs from base 1 to 822 and encodes 273 amino acids. The transcript has 3 exons. Gene Ontology annotation, molecular function: hormone activity.